Molecule: messenger RNA, 369 nt
Organism: Fusarium sp. VM40
Lineage: Eukaryota; Fungi; Ascomycota; Sordariomycetes; Hypocreales; Nectriaceae
Source: the annotation of a GenBank genome assembly
AUGAAGACCACCUUCGCUCUGUCUGCCCUCACCUCGAGCGUGCUUGCCGCUCCUACUACUUUUCAGCUUGCCAUCGGUGGCCUGAAGGAGAUUAACAGCCGUGCCAUUUAUACCCAGGGCGAUGCCUUCAUCGUUGCUCCCGACACUACCACCCAUGGCAUCAACUUUGUUCAAGGAUUUAGAACCCUGAAGAUCGCUAACGGAGCGUCUGUUUAUGUUGGAUCUGACGGCCACAUCGACGUUGAUGGAGGCGAGCCAGUCCCUACUGAUGGCUUGACCACUGGUUUUACUAGCAGCGGCAAUUCUAUCAAGUGGUCUGGUGGUAGCUUCUUUGCCUGCCCUAAGAAGUCUUUCUUCGCUGGCGACUAG